GCUCCUGAUAGCGACGUGUACGGGGAUUUGGCUGAGUGGAAAUUCCUGUCCGGGAUUUGGCUGAGGGAUUGGGCAAGCUCAUCGAAGACGACCCCACCCCAUUGCUUGAUGAUUUUGAAGCGACGGUCCGUGCGCUGCAGUGGGGCCUAGCGUCGGCCCAUGUCAGUGGAGGUGGCAUGGAGGGAGGAGAGGACAACUUCUCCCUUCGUCGUUUGUUGCGUCGUAUUCAGCAUGUCGGUAACGGACAUCGUCUCUCUGACAUUCUCGUUCCCAUUGCUCGUGGAGGCUCGUGGACGCGAGCUCGAAGGCAGGAGGAGAUCAAGGGAGGAGUGGAAGAUGUCUUGUGCCCACGAUGUCGGAACUGCCCAGAGACAAUGCUUCAUCGUGGCUUGUAGUUGCGAGUCGAAUCUAGGAACGAAUGCCUACCAGGACAGCGAUUGUUUGGUCAGCGCAGCCUUUGCACAGUCAGAUGCGGAACCGUGUAUGUGGUUGAGAGGUCUCUUUCCAUCGAGCUACAGUCAAGUCCCUCCUCCCCCCGUUUCAGGAGUCUUGGACCACCACUGGGACGAAUUCGGAGAAUCUGGAGGCUUUUCUGGGAUACGGCCAUCUUGGGGACCCUCUCAUCAUUCUUGGAGACGCCAGCGGAGGAAAAAUGACCUCGGAUCCUCGCUUCAAAAGAGUUGGAGUUGCGACAAUGGCGCUGCAGUCGUACGAGCCAUGCCGUCUGCGAGCUUCGAUCAUCGGCCGUUUGGCUGGAAGCCGACAGACCGUGCCGCGCUGCGAGCUGCGUGGACUGCAGCUCGUCCUCGAGGCCACAGCCGGCGCCAUCUGCUAUGUUACCGACUGCGACAUUGUUGCUGCAGGUUUUGAUGACCGCCUGUACGACAGGCCACCAGGGCCGAACGCUGAUUUGUGGCUCGCGAUUGGAAAAUUGUUGGUCAGCGGACGGGGCCUCGUUCCAGUUCUGUUCGUCAGCUCUCAUUUGGCUCCUGAGCAGAUUGCGGCACUGCGAGUGCCAUCGUGGUUGACUGUUGGAAACACUGUCGUCGAUCUUCUCGCCGCCGGCCGAGGCGGCGGAGCGCGCCCGAAUGCCCGUCCAGGCACUGCGGCGCGCGGUUCAAGCAGAGAGGCUCAUCUACUUGGUGCGGACGCGGCUCUUCGGAACUACCUCCGACACGUUGGUCGCCGAGCUGAAGAAGUCCAACACCCAGGAUAUGUACGAGCUGGCGAACAAGACCACUGAGUUUGAUCUGUGACCGGG
Prorocentrum cordatum is the source of this 1261-nucleotide messenger RNA. The record is from the annotation of a GenBank genome assembly. Lineage: Eukaryota; Dinophyceae; Prorocentrales; Prorocentraceae.